Messenger RNA from Oncorhynchus tshawytscha (Chinook salmon), 1707 nucleotides. Its product is annotated as gamma-enolase. Gene Ontology annotation, molecular function: phosphopyruvate hydratase activity; magnesium ion binding. Bases 101 to 1405 code for a protein of 434 amino acids. Gene Ontology annotation, cellular component: phosphopyruvate hydratase complex. Gene Ontology annotation, biological process: glycolytic process. The record is from RefSeq and is a predicted model, not a curated record. NCBI's taxonomy places the organism in Eukaryota, Metazoa, Chordata, Actinopteri, Salmoniformes, Salmonidae. The transcript is spliced from 11 exons.
GUCUCCUCUCCUCUGUCUCUCUGCUCUCUUCUCUCAUCAUUUCAUCCCUCAGCCAGCUCAAAUCCUCUGAUUAGUCCUUGACUGCACAGCACAGCACAGGAUGUCGAUAGUGAUCAUUGUUGCCAGGGAGAUCCUGGACUCCAGGGGGAACCCCACAGUGGAAGUGGACCUGCACACUGACAAAGGUGUCUUCAGGGCAGCUGUGCCUAGCGGAGCGUCUACUGGCAUCUAUGAAGCCCUGGAGCUGAGAGACGGAGACAAAAGCCGCUACAAGGGCAAAGGUGUGCUCAAGGCUGUUGGUCACAUCAAUGACACCAUUGGUCCUGCCCUCAUCCAGUCGGAGGUCAGUGUGGUAGAACAGGAGAAACUGGACAAGAUGAUGAUAGAGAUGGACGGCACUGAGAACAAGUCUCAGUUUGGGGCCAAUGCUAUUCUGGGUGUGUCCUUGGCCAUAUGCAAAGCUGGUGCUGCAGAGAAAGGUGUCCCCCUGUACCGUCACAUUGCUGACCUGGCAGGAAACACAGAGCUAGUGCUUCCAGUUCCUGCAUUUAACGUCAUCAACGGGGGCUCUCAUGCGGGCAACAAGCUGGCCAUGCAGGAGUUCAUGGUACUUCCUGUAGGGGCGGAGUCUUUCAGGGACGCUGUGCGUGUGGGGGCGGAGCUGUACCAGACGCUGAGGGAAGUGAUCAAGGAGAAGUAUGGCCAGGACGCCACCAACGUGGGGGACGAGGGGGGGUUCGCCCCAAACAUACUGGAGAACACUGAAGCCCUGGAGCUCAUCAAGACAGCCAUUGAGAAGGCAGGUUUCACAGACAAGGUGGUGAUCGGGAUGGACGUGGCAGCCUCUGAGUUCUACAAAGAGGGCAAGUACGACCUGGACUUCAAGUCUCCGCCCAACGCAGACCGCCACAUCAGCGCCCAAGAGCUCUGCGACAUGUACCAGGGCUUCGUCAAUGACUACCCAGUGGUGUCCAUUGAGGAUCCGUUUGACCAGGAUGACUGGCCGGCCUGGUCCCAGAUGACAGCCUCCGUGGGUAUCCAGGUGGUGGGGGACGACCUGACCGUCACCAACCCCAAGAGGAUAGAGCGCGCCCUGGAGGAGAGGGCCUGCAACUGCCUGCUGCUCAAAGUCAACCAGAUCGGCUCUGUCACCGAAGCCAUUCAGGCGUGUAAGUUGGCUCAGGAGAAUGGCUGGGGGGUGAUGGUGAGCCACCGCUCAGGUGAGACAGAGGACACCUUCAUUGCUGAUCUGGUGGUGGGCCUCUGCACUGGACAACUCAAGGCUGGAGCUCCCUGUCGAUCAGAGCGGCUGGCCAAAUACAAUCAGCUCAUGAGGAUUGAGGAGGAGUUAGGGGAUCAGGCUCGCUUCGCAGGGCACAACUUCCGGAACCCCGCCGCCCUCUAAGACUCCUCUGGGCUGACAGACACUGUCACAGAAUCACAGACAUACAUUACAUCACUGCAGGGCACAGACAGACAGACAGACUGACAUAGAUGGACAGACACAGAUGUACACAGACAGAUAUACAUAAAUACCUACAAUGAAUCCGACAGACGGACGGACGGACGGACGGAUAGAUAGAUAGACAGACAGACAGACAGAAGGUCGGACAGACAUAUGUUUGGAAGGAUAAAGAGACAGACAGACACAGACAGACAGACAGACAGACAGACAGACAGACAGACAGACAGACAGACAGACAGACA